Messenger RNA from Sebastes umbrosus (honeycomb rockfish), 3573 nucleotides. Its product is annotated as interleukin-1 receptor-like 1. NCBI's taxonomy places the organism in Eukaryota, Metazoa, Chordata, Actinopteri, Perciformes, Sebastidae. Gene Ontology annotation, biological process: signal transduction. The record is from RefSeq and is a predicted model, not a curated record.
CUCAACGGUUAGCAGAGAAGAUAUAAAACCAGGCGGAGCAGCAGAAGAACGAGACAGAGUCUGACUGAAUCCACUCCGGCUGACAGCUCUCACUCUCUCAUGAGAAAAUGGACACCUCCCGACUUCUCUUCCUCGUCUUCGUGGUGAUAACUCCAUCAGAGUGUUCAGAGCCAGCCGACCCCAAAUGUGAGGACUUGGACCCGGAGACAUACAGUGUUCCUGAAGGAGAGGCAUUUUAUUUUGUGCCUGGCGAACUCGACAGAAACAUCUCUGAUGAACGGGUCACAUGGUACAAAAAUGAGAUUGAGAAUAUCACCACUGACGAGGACAAGAGUGUACAUUACCAUCGCGGAGCACUCUUUUUCUUAAACCUCGUCACCGAGGACUCCGGCUCUUACACUGCCAGGGAAAUCGAGCCAUCAGGAGAAUGUUACAACCAUCAUCUAAAACUUGACGUCCUCAAAGCGAGCCCUACGACGAACACGGAACUCCUCUACGGACAAAUCAAAAACUCUGGUCUGAACAAACGGGUCCCAUGUCCACGUCCUGUCAGAAGGAUGUGUGAACAUUUGGGUGGAUCCUUCAGCUGGAAGAAGGGCUCCGUUCCCCUUAAAGGUCGCCAUAAAGCCGACCUGCGCAUUGAAAAUUCUAACAAAGAUGACAUGGGCAUCUACACUUGCAUUUGUACCUGGACGCACAACAACAAGGAGUACAGCUCUUCGGCCUCCCGGUGGCUGAAAAAUGAAGGUCUAAGUGUUGACCGUAAGGUACAGAUCAUCUCUCCGACCAACAAGGAGCAGUUUGCUGAGGAAGGAGUCGGGAUCAAACUGAACUGCUCAGUUUUCUGUGGGACAAACGUGAAAGUUCGCUGCGACGCUAGGUGGAAAAUUAACGGACCCACUAAAUACGAUCAAACCACCGAAACAGUCGUCCUGAACGCUACACAGAGCACCUUCUCCACUGCAAUCCUGACCAUUGACAAAGUGUCUGCUAUGGAUUUCAAGACUGAAUUUGAAUGCGUCGGCAGCGGUGGGUACACCGCAGCGUCUACCACUUUAACUCUGAAGAGGAGAGCGUCAAUAAUCCCGCUGGUCAUCGGAGGAGUGUGUGUGUUGUUCUUCUGUGUGUUUGCCGCCGUGCUGGUCAAAUGCUUCGCUAUCGACCUCGCUCUCAUCUUCAGACCUUACUUCCCACUAAGCCGUUACAAUAAAGAUGGGAGGGUUUACGAUGCCUAUGUGGUCUACCAGACGCAGAGCAUGGACAAGGUCACCGAGGACAAACUCUGUCAGUUCGUCACUAAUACUUUACCUGCCGUCCUCGAGGAGAAGUGCGGAUAUCGACUCUUCAUCCACGGGAGGGAUGACAUACCCGGGGAAGACCGUCUGGAGCUGGUGGAGGACCGCAUGAAGCAGAGCAGGAGGCUGAUGGUCAUCCUCACCCCGGGUUCAGGAGCAGAGUCCGAGACCACGGACGAGCAUCCCGCCUCGGUCCAAAACUCAGUGAUAGGAGAGUUUGACUGGCAGGUGGGACUCCACCACGCGCUGCUCCAGAGGGAAAUGAGUGUGAUUCUGGUCCAGCUGGGCGACACCGGGCCUCACGGAUACAAACACCUCCCCGCCGGCUUGCAGCACCUGAUUCACAAGAGCGCCCCCAUCAGGUGGCCGCAGGGUUCGCGGGGCGCCGCGUCCUCGAACUCACGCUUCUGGAAGAGAGUGAGAUACCUGAUGCCCGCCACACCUGCUAGAAAAUACCCACAGUCUGCUAUUAUCUGAAACCCUUAAAGAUUUACUUUGGCCUUCCUGGAAAGAAGCAUCAGUCCCGUCACACCCUUCAUACAGAUGUGUGGGAUCUACACUUUCACUGACAGAAACAAAAUAAAACUCACCCUAACCCACGUCGUUAGUCUUUCCAGCAAUCACCAACUCUGGUUUGGUCGAAAUAAACUCUUAUUUCAUAGAGUUUGAUGUGAAAAUAUGCCGACUCUACACUGUUUCUCCUGCUGUCUCUCUCUCGUUCUUCGGAGGCAGACCGUUAAACGAGCUAAAUAAAAUAACAAACAUCGCCGACCUCAUCGCAUACUAUUGUUUUUUAAGGAACUUCUCGCCUGUCUUCCUGCUUUAUCACUCAUGGCCGUACAAUUCAGAUAGGGAUGCACCGAUACCACUUUGCUUCAGACCGAGUACAAGUACUUACAUUUGGGUACUCGCCAAUACCGAUACGAGUUCUUCUCUGUGCCAGAAGACCCUCGUUGACAGCCAGCUGGAGGGUGUGAGCGACACACGGCAGGCUGGGGAGUCCCGCAUACGAGGCGGUGCGCCGCCACCGGCUCUAGGUCGGCUUGGAAAGGCUCAGGGCGAAGGUGGCUCGCGGCCGCAGCUUUACAGCGCUCCCCACCCGGACCUCGCCACACCAUAGACAAAGGGCUUGCUGCGCCCUCUCUCCCCGCCGGGGACAGCCAACUGCUCCCGGUGCGACUGUCGACCGGGGGGACUGUCCUCAGUGCGCCCCAACCGAGUUGUGCCGCUAGAUCGGGGCUCGGCCCACGUUAAAGGCGCCAAGGGUCUGCGGCGAUGUCUGCAACCCACCUGCCCCGUCUUGAAACGCGGACCAAGGAGUUUUGCGAAUACGAGUACAAGUACAUGAGCACAUAUUGGACCCGAUACCCGAUACUGAUACUGGUAUCGGUAUCGGUGCAUCCCUAAAUUCAGAGUAUGAGAUUGGCGGAGGUUGAACAAAUCCCGCCCUUUCAAAACUACGCACUGACCGCUAACGUUACUCACGUUAACUAACAGUCCGCUUCCAUGUUUCGGUACGGUUGGCUUUCACACCUGAUGCGAACCGUACCUGAGUACGUAGUACCUCGUAGUAUGUAUGACUGUAUUACUCAAGCUAACGUUAGCUAGCCAUGCUAGUCACUGUCUCCAGCAUCAUUUAUCCGUUCACCACACUGACGGUGAAUAUUCACGUAUCGUAUGAGCCUCAGGUGUCGGAGUGAAAGCCUCGGUAAACCCGCUACACAACAGCUUUUCAUCAUUUAACCUCCUGUGACUGCGAGUUUCUUUCUUCAUCACAGAGACAUGCUGACAACACGCUGGGUUUAUUGUAUGUUGUUGUUUUUGCAACACUUUUGCGUUAUGAUUUUAUCAGGAUACUGUAUGGACCUACAGGAUAUUCUCUCUUAUUUAUGUUUAAUCAGCACUUUGGUCAACGUUUGUUGUUUUUAAAUGUUCUCUAUGGACCGUUUCACAUUCGUAAAACAUACUAAAUGUGUCCCAUCAGUUUAUUUCCGGUUGUAUGAAUGACAUCAGCUGACAGGAAGUAAACACGGACCCAAGCUGUGGAAACGGUCUAUAAAUAAACGUGACUUGACUUGUGCUGAUUUGAAGUGGCCGACUGAAUGUAGACUUUAUUUAUAUUCUUUGUGAUUAUUUUACUUUGUGUGGUUUGUAUUAAGCUGUUUUGUUGUGAACUUUUAUUUUGAAAUGUGCAGGAUUUGUCAGGUUGUUCUUGAAAUGUAUGCCAUUAUUGUUCUCUAUAUAUUAAUAAAAAAUGUCACAUAUAACAUAGAAGAUA